Prinia subflava (tawny-flanked prinia) is the source of this 6554-nucleotide messenger RNA. It is a transcript of the gene LINS1, whose product is annotated as lines homolog 1. NCBI's taxonomy places the organism in Eukaryota, Metazoa, Chordata, Aves, Passeriformes, Cisticolidae. Bases 257 to 2557 code for a protein of 766 amino acids. The transcript has 7 exons. The record is from RefSeq and is a predicted model, not a curated record.
GCAGAGCCAAUAUCACGUGGUGAAGGUGAAAUCUUGCAGUGGAUGUCCUAGAAAAGUUCUGAAUCUCUUCUGCCUUAACCACUGUGGUGUGAAUUUGUGCAUGAGAACUCUCCAUUUACAAAAUAAGGUAACUCUGAAGAGAAAUGCCCAAUGCUGCUUCUGUUUUUUUUUACUGGAUGGAAGUAACUUGGGAGCUGAUUUGCAGUGAAUAAUCAGUGAAGACACAGCAUUUUCUGGAAUAUUGCAGGAUCUCAUAAUGAAGAUCUCUCUGCUGCAGCAGAUGUACAAGGACGUCCUGGCAGGCGUUCCCCUAGCAAGGGAAAGCCAUCAUUAUUCCUCUUUAAUUAACCUGUGUGUUGAGCAGCCACCAGAAGGAGAUGAAUCCUGUCAUCAGAAGCCUCUGCCAUCCCCUGCUGGUGGCAGUGAGAGCCAUCAGGACACUGAUAUGUCAGAUGUUGUCGCUGCAGCAGAUGAUUUAUCCAACAGCUUUGCCAACAUGAGCUCCUCGUUCUGCCCACGAGAGGUGAUGCUGCUGCAGCUCACCUUGAUCAAAAUGAUGCUGGCCAAAGCACAGUCCCAGGAAAUUGAGCUCCACACGAGACAGCAGUACUGUGAAAUUUUUGUUCUUCUUCUGAAGGAGGCAAAAAUUGACUCAAAAUUGAUUCACCUGCUUGGCUGUGAUGAUCGGCUGUUAUCUCACAUGGCCUCACAGAGUUUAGCCUCUCUUGUGUAUUUCCAGCUGAAGGAAGAGGACGCGCUCAAUGCCCGGUGGCUGCGCUCCAGCCUGGGCGCGCUGCUGGGGUUCCCCGGGAGCGCCGGGGUGCCCGGGUGCCUGCGGACCCUGACCGCGAUCCUCAAGGAGACGCUCAAGGACGCGCCCGGAGCCGCAGCAGGUGUUCUGAAGAAGUUGCUGGCUCCUCUUGAUGCGGUGCUGGAGGGAUUUUAUAAUGCCAUCCUGCUCCAUCAUUUUGACAGUCACCACUACACUUCACCUUAUUCUGAAGCUGCAAACACUCUGAUCAGUUUUAUAGAUCUGCUUGAAGCACUUUUGGCUUCCAGAAUGGAACUGGAAUUACCGCUCAGGUGCCAGAGAAUUUUAUUUUUGAAAGUUUCUUAUGUCCUCAACAUUAUUAACUCAUCAAUUCCUUAUGUAAUCAAGAAGAAAUUCAUUUUGCUCCUUAAGAAAUGUGUCCUUUACAAGUCCAGAGAAGAUGCUAAGAGUGGAUCACUGUUUUUACAAACCCCAUCUUUGUGUGAGGACAUGCUUGCACUGAGUAAUGCUGUUCUGCAGGUUGUGAAUUUGAGUUGGCUUAAUCAGAUCCCACUCAGUGGCAAGUCCAGCUGCUUUGGGAGCAGUGAAGCUGCUCCUGGACACGAUUCUCAAGGUGCUUCUGACCAAACCGUUCUCAGAGCCUUGAGUCUGGUUGUGCUUAAAGCACUGGAAUUCAAGAUUCACAACUCUGCAACAGAAGCAGAAAUCAAAGGAGACUUUGAGAGUUCCAUGUGCCAGCUGUUGAUGUUCUGGAGGAGUCAUGGAAAGCCCUCCCCACAGUCUCACCCAGCUGUGCAUCCCUGUGAAUGGCUCUCCUUGGUUUUCAUGGAGCAAGAUGAUGACAUGUGGGAAGCUGCUAAAGCUUUAUUACUCAUCUAUUUAAAAUUUGAUAGGUUACAGUGUGAUGCUGCAGAUAAGCCAAGCCAAAAAGAGGAGGAAUCCAGGAAGUUCCUUGUGCAUGCAGGUGGAUAUAACCCACAUUGUAUCUUUCUGUUUUUUCUGGAAAAGAUUGCGUUUGAUUCCACAGUACUUCUAGAUUUUCUGAUUUCAUCGGAGACUUGCUUUCUGGAGUACUUGGUCAGGUACUUGAAGCUCCUUGGGAAGGAGUGGCAGCAGUUCGUGGAUGUCUGUACCUAUUUCGAUUCCAGGCACGGCACUUUCCGUUCUGUCAGGCCACCCCACCGAGAAGAGCGAAGCUGCCUGAGCGGGGAGAGUUUGCCAAACGCUGUUUGUGAGACAGAAGCGCGGAGUGCGAUGUGUUCGGCUCCUUGUCACAAUUGCCCGGUGUUUACAGCGCAGCAGGGUGAUAAUGGGGCUGCGGCGUGGAACCGCUCUGACUCACUGACCGCCGCUGAUAGCGCUGCCCUGCUCGGUGCUCUUCAAAGCCUGGUUAAUUAUGACAGCUCAGAGGACUCGGAGGUGGAAUCAGAUGGAAAAGAGUGCUUGGUAAACACAAAACAAUCGCCUUCAAACAAUGAGGGCGAGGUGAGGAGGAGGGAAACUGGUUGCAGCUGCAGAGACGAUGACCAGAAUCCACGAACAUCUCAAGUGUCGCCUCCGAAACCCAAGGGAUGUCCUGCCUCAUCCUGUUGGACUUGUAUGGCCUCUUCAGAUAAGAUUGCUCCCCUGAGAGUAAUGCUUUACAAAUCAACCAAGUGCUUGGAGGAGCUGCAAGAGGCUAUUUCUAGGUUGCAGAGAAGGAAUCUUUUCCCAUACAAUCCAUCUGCCUUGUUGAAACUGCUGAGCCACGUUGAGAAAAUGAGUAAAUCUAUGAAUCCACAAUAAUCCAAAGUGCUCUUGUGGGUUUUUUAACAAGUUCACUGAGGGAAUUUUUUCAUGAGAAUAAAGACUUCUAAAACUCCUGACUCUUGCACUGGUCAGUGCAUUUAAGCUCAGGCAGGGUCAACAUGGAUUUGGUUGGUACCCUAAAAAUCUGAAAUUGCAUCCAGUGAUGUGAUCCAUGACCUGAGGGUCCUAAGCUCAUUCAUUAUGUCAAUGCACAGUAUAAAAGGAUUAGUUGUUGGAUAUUCAACAUUUUAUAAUAAUAACUCAUGUGAAAGCAUUUCAAAAGUAUAUGAUAUUUAAGGUAUUGUCAAUUACACUUAAAGUCAUUCUGUUCUUGAGUUCGUUGCCAGAUUGGUAGUGGAUUAUGGACUACAGGCAAAGUUAAUGCAACACUUGACUGCUUAGAAAUUGGGCUAAAUAAAAUAAUAUAGUUGGGGACAGUUUACUGUUUAUCCUGUGUGUUCUGCAUUGGUGCAUUGCUCAAAGUGGACCUUCACAUGUCUAUAUUCCUUCAAUUAAAAGAAAAGGUAGAUGUGAAAUUAAAACAAAUAUUGUCUAUGGAAAACUUUAGCUGAGCAUUAUAUCUUUAAUUAAGCUUAGGUAAUGCAGAAGUGACAUUCCAACAGAAUUUUUUGUAUCCAUUAUGCAUUUCCUAGAAAUAUAGGAUGUGUAUUUAAUAAAUUGGAAUCAGAAAGAAUUAGAAAGUAAGUGACUUCAGUGCAGUGGGACAGAUACUGAAGAUGUUGAAUUAUUAUACUUAUAUCUUUUAUUAGAUGUGCUUUGAAUAACCUGAACAGUAAGUGUCUGAGAGUUUGCCUGGGGGAGUGAGUUCAGAGCAGGAUCUGAGGCAGCUUAACCUGCAGCUUGGAAUGAUCUGCCAGGGGUUAGGCACUGGGAAAGUACUGACAACAGAAGCACUGGAAAAAACUCAGACCUCUUCAGAGGGAAGCAGCUUUCCUUUUAGAACCUUCUCUUGAAGGUAAGUGCUGUGUUCUCACUGAGAACAAGUAAGUGCUCUCUUCCCUUUGAAUAGAAAUUUUGUGUUAAAUAAAUGCUGAGCUAAGAUGAGCAGUCUCUGGAGCAGGUUGCUGAUCUUCAGUCUCUGUGGCCAUCUUCUAUCUUAGUCUUUAGCCCUGAACUGGUGAAUCAAUGCAAUUGGGAGAGGAAGAAAACUGGGUGUAGCUUAUGGGAUCCUUUAGCUGCCAGUUCCAGAGCCCUCCAGUUCCACUGGAAUGGUAUAAAUUCACAGACAGGGAGGUUUGCCCCUCAGCCUUACUCCUUCGGGAUGGCAGCAGUAUUUUAGGUAGGAAGGAGUGAUCCUCUUCCCUGGCAUGAAGGAGAUCUGAAUGUUCUGGCUGUUUGCUCCACCAUGGUUUCUUCCUGGGAUCAGGACAGCUGUCGUGCACAGGGCUGGGUGGGAAUGUCAAGGAAUGGAAACCUUUCCAUUCAUGCCUGCAGUUACUGGAGUUAAAAACUAACCCUAGAGUUGUCCAGGGCAGCAACAUGCCUGGCUUCUCUUCAUGUUUGAGCUCAGUUAUGCUGUAGCUGCUGAGGUGCUCAUUUCUGUCAGGAUAAAAAUCCCUCUGGGCAUGUUCAGAGAUGCAGCUCCAGACAGCUCGGGAAUUUUUCAGUUCAAACACAGGAAAUGCCACACAGGAGGUGCUUGAGCAAGAAUUUCUCAAGUUCACAACUUUCAAAGUAGGUAGGUACUUAUAUUUCAGAGAAAUCCUUUCCACUAUCCUCAUUCCUUUUCUAAUUAGCCUUUGCUGACUAGUUUAUUUUAGUUGAGUAAUUCCAUUGUUUGCACUGAACAUGGGAUUGUUCAGCAUUUCCUGGCAUACACUUUGCCAGUUGGAAGUAUCUAAAUUGGAGCAUUAUCUCUGACACUGAUAUGAUAAGCUGAGUGGGAAAGGUAGAAUGGUGGGAUAAUUUUGGGUAUGUCCUAGUCUUAUUUGUCAGGGAUUACUCCGAUUUAUAAGCUUUUAUAAAGAGAUUAGACAUCUCAGAAACAGUGUGUAGGACGUAGCAAGAAAUGUAGGAGCCCAUAGCCUGUUUUUUAAAUACAGCAAAUCCAAUUGCAUUGCAGUUGUAUUUAAUUCUUACAGACGUGAGGCUGAUUGUGUGCCCACCUGGUUAUUAGAAGUGGUCUUUCCUACAUGUUUCCCUUGUCAGAAAGCCGUUGUUUGAAUUCUCAGAAGGUUUUAGUUGUAAAAGUGGGUAAAAAUAGUUUGUAUCUGGCAAUUAGAUACCUUAAUGUGUUGCUGUUUUACCAUUUAUGACCUGAGAUGGAGUUAAAUUGAUGAGUUAAGGGGGUUUUUUUGCACACAAAUUUUGGGUGAGCCAUGAAGGUGGAUUGGAGUUCUUUGGCUUUAUUGAGAAAACCAACCACAAAAAAAAGCACCUUGCUAAAUAAUUUGUAUUUUAAUCAAUUGAUGAGUAUAGAAAGGGGUUUGGUUAGAUUUUGGUUGGGUUUUCUCAAUGAUACAAACUUUUUAGGCACAGCUGUUAUUUCAUGUGCUAGAGCAAAUUAACUCAGCAGCAGAGCCUGUUACCAAUGUUAAGUUGAACUUGGGAAUUAGGUCAGUGAUUACCAGGAGAUCAAUGUGCCUUUGCUUUGGGUAUUGAUAGCUGUCACCUUUUCUUGUAUUAUUUCAAAGCAAGGCACAGAACAAAUCAGGUGACCUGUGUGGAGACAAGUUUUCUAUCUGCUGAUUCCUGAAAGGUUCACAGCUUGCCAAUAAUCAGUUGUUUGGUGGAGUUUACCUUCAACAUCAGUAGAAUAAAUUAAGCUUUAAUGAGGUAAGCAGUUAGCACCAGAAGUUACUUGCAGGAUUUGCUUUUUAAAAAGAAUAUUUUUUAACUUUAACUGAAUGUUUGUAGAGCUUCAUUGCAGCUACAGCUGAAUGCAGGUGGUUCCACAAUUGUGGUUCUUCAAACUGGAUUUUCUCCAAUAUUUUUAUGGCUGCUUUCCAUUCUACUUUUAAGACUUGUAGUACAAGUUUUAAUCCUGUAAUACAAGAAUAAAAACCAACCCUGGGAACCUCUAUUCCUGCAGUAGCCUUGUAAAGCUGGGAAGAGGGAGCCUUGGCUGUUCCCUGGUUUAUCACUGUAGGAUAAACUUUGUUUGUACUUCUUCCAGAGUCAGUCUGGGAUGGUUUCUGAAGUCAGUAUCAGGGAUUUAUCACAGUGUCAGUAGGAGUGAAAAUAUUGUGGUGAUAACAAUGUUACUUCUGUGUAUUCUCCCUCAGAGUUAUCCUAAAGAGUUUGUAAAUUCUUGCUGUAUUUUGUUCAGCCCUUCUGGGCCACCUGGUUCACUCUGAAACCUUGUUAGAAGGCAGAAUGGAUGGCAGGCAGUGUUUGGCUGUCCCUGCCUCCACAGCAGGCAUGGACCUGGACUUGGUUAAGAAACAUCUCAGGGAUUUAAGCUUUUCUAUGUCAUUAUCCUCUUAAAUAUUGCGUAAAUGAGUUUAUUGCUGAUAACUGACAGAGAUGCUCUUUAAUGGAGCAGCUGGUUUGGUGCUGGCUUACAUCAUGCAUGGAAGGAAUAAAAUAUAUUUUAUGGUAAAAAUCUCGCAUGCAGAAUUGCAAUAUCCUUAGUUAUUUGUAGUUCCUACUUUCCCUUCUGCAAAACAUGAUUUUCCCCAGUCAGCAGUGUUUUUUUAGGGGGGAGAUUUGAAAAAAUGAAUUGUUGGAAAAACAGCACACACAACCUCAAAAGUGAGCACUGCUGAACGUUGGCUUCCCUAAAAUUUGUAGGGAAGGUUUGCAGGUCCCUGCUCUGAAAUUGUCAGGAAUUGUAGCUGGUAAUUGGAGUUGUCAAAGUAUCUACCCUAUCUCAUCCUAGUUCUUGAGAGUUAAAAAUGUAUAUUUUCUGUGGCACGUCAAAGAAGUUCCAAAUGCCCUUAGCAUCUGGAGGAAGUAAUAGUCACAUAUUAAUACAUGAAUAAUAAUUUGAAGUCUAUUUCACAAAGGAAUGUAUAUUGAUUAAGUAAAAAAG